AACUCCCAUUUAGGUCCGUCCCCUGCCGGAACUAUGCCUCACGUAAGCCACGUAAUCAAUGACCCUGCGCCUCGCGAAGUAGUCCCGGAGUUCAGGGCGCCCUCCGUACACACUUUCCCAGCUCCGGAGGUCCUCAGAAGAGAGCGCCUCGGAGGUGCGCCGCGACCCUGACCGAAGGGCAAAGUGGCUUUCCUAACCCGUUUCCUUCAGAUUCCUCCGCCAGGACGCAUAGCCACAGCGCCCUCACUUCCGGGUCCGCCAUUUUACUGCCUCCAUUUCCCUGCAGGGGGGGGAAAGGCCCCCCAAAUAUGCAUAUGUGAAAAGGCCAAAAAGUGAGGCCACUGGCAAGGAGCCUUAAGUCAAGGGAACAAAACGGGACCAAGCUGGCGGGCCCAGUGAGAGCGAAGCCGGCAGCGCUCCGGACGAGACAGAACGCCGGUGUGAAGAACUGAAGGAUAGAUGACCGAGGAGGAAGUGAGAAGUCUCCUUUUCUAAGUCCAAUAACGUGAACGCUUUACUACCUGGAAACUUUUGUUUCUAUGCAUAAAGAUGUCUCUGGUGGACUUGGGGAAGAGGCUGCUAGAAGCUGCAAGAAAAGGCCAAGAUGAUGAAGUGAGAACGCUGAUGGCAAACGGGGCUCCGUUCACUACAGACUGGCUUGGAACAUCACCUCUUCACCUUGCAGCCCAGCAUGGUCAUUAUUCCACCGCAGAAGUGCUCCUCCGAGCAGGCGUGAGCAGGGAUGCCCGGACCAAAGUGGACAGAACCCCUCUGCAUAUGGCUGCAGCCGAUGGACACACACACAUCGUGGAGCUGCUUGUUAGGAACGGUGCGGAUGUGAAUGCCAAGGACAUGCUGAAGAUGACAGCUUUGCACUGGGCCACGGAGCACCACCACCGCGAUGUUGUUGAGCUGCUCAUCAAAUACGGAGCUGAUGUCCAUGCAUUUAGCAAAUUUGAUAAAUCUGCCUUUGACAUAGCACUGGAGAAAAACAAUACUGAGAUUCUGGUCAUUCUUCAGGAAGCAAUGCAGAAUCAGGUGAACGCUAACCCCGAGAGAGUCAACCCAGUGACUAACCCUAUGACUGUGGCUGCUCCACUCAUCUUCACCUCUGGAGAAGUCGUUAACCUCGCUAGCUUUGUUUCUUCAGCCAACACCAAAGCGACCUCAGCUAAUUUAGAGGAAAUUGAAGAUGGAGAUUCUCUUGACUCCUCAAUCCAGCAAGUGGUAGGGAGUGGAGGCCAGAGGGUCAUCACCAUAGUGACUGAUGGAGUACCCCUGGGUAAUAUCCAAACAUCAAUUCCUACUGGAGGCAUCGGCCAGCCGUUUAUUGUAACUAUGCAAGAUGGACAGCAAGUUCUAACUGUGCCUGCUGGUCAGGUUGCAGAGGAGACGAUAAUUGAAGAGGAAGAAGAGGAGGAAGAAAGGUUGCCACUGGUGAAGAGACCAAGGAUGGCAGAAGUGACGAACAGUGUUGAGGAAAUCAAGGAAGACAGUGAAAGAGAGAUACUGCAGCAGCAGCUCCAGGAGGCUAAUCGAAGAGCCCAGGAGUACAGACACCAGCUCCUCAAGAAAGAACAGGAGGCAGAACAGUACCGUCUGAGGCUGGCGGCUAUGGCUCGGCAGCAGCCCAAUGGAGUUGAUUUCACCGUGGUUGAAGAGGUAGCUGAAGUGGAUGCUGUAGUAGUGACAGAAGGGGAAGUGGAAGAAAGAGCAACAGAAGUGAUGAAGUCAGGAAGGACCACAGAGCCUCGCACUAGUGUUUCCAUAGAAACUGUUUCUUCAUAACAUGAAAAGGCCACAGCUUGCACUCGUGUGUCUUAUUCUUUUUACGAAGAGAAUAGAGAGGGCAAGUACUGUGUACAAGUUAAGACUGACCUUGAGAUCCUAACAGUAGCAGGGCUCAGUGCCUGGGCCCAGGAACACUAUGUGCAGGUGGAAAACUCAGGGCCACAUUAGGGCCAUCUGAGGGACCAAAGGACCAGGACCAAAUCUCUCAGCUCACAUCAUUGCUUUAAACAGAGUACUGGGCAUUGUGGAUUGAUUUUGUUUUAAAAAUAACUACUUUUAUAGCAAAAGAUUUUAAGAUAAUACUUGUAAUGCAUAUACACCAAGAGCCUUUAAUAAUUAUACCUGUAAAUUUUUAAGUGACCUGAAAAUUUGCCUUAGCUUUAUGAAACCAGUUAGGUUGUAGGAAACCUCCUCUUGAGGAAGAGUAAAAGAUACCAUAUAUUCCAGAGGAGCAGGACACACAUUCUCCGAGUUAAUCUACUGCAAAGAAAGUGUAAGCCAGGCAUGCAGGUAUACACCUGUAAUGUCAAGCUGAGACAGAAAGCUCGUGAGUUUGAGGUCAGCCUGAGCUAAAGCAAUUCCUUCAACUCCAGGUAUGGUGGUGCCAGCCAUAGCUACACAGUGAGAUCCCGUCUCCAAAUAAAACAAAGCAGGAGUGGAGAGUUGGAGAGGUGGCUGGCUAAGACUGUUACUUGCUCUUCCAGAGAACCUAAGUUCAGUUUCCAGCACCCACAUUAGGCUGCUCACAAGUACAUAUAACUCCCAAACCCUUUUCUGGCCUCAGUGGAUAUCCACACAUACACAUAUAAAUAAAAAAAUUUAAAGUUAGGUUAGUUGAAUGCAGUGGUUCACACUUUGGAACCUGAGGCAGGAAGAUUGCUACGAGUUUGAAGCCAGCCUGAGCUCCGUAGUGAAUUCCAGGUCAGCCUGAGCCAAAUGUGGGACUAAUGUGAGAACAGAAAAUUCAAUCAAGUGUGGGAGCACACACCUCUAAUUCUAGCAUUCAGGAGGUAGAGGCAGGGGAAUCUGAAUUCAAGGCCAGCCUAGUCCACAAAGAGAGUUCUGGGAUAGCCAGGGCUACAUACAGAGACACUGCCUAUUAAAAAAAAAAAGAAGAAGAAGAAGAAGAAAGAAAGAAAGAAAGAAAGAAAGAAAGAAAGAAAGAAAGAAAGAAAGAAAGAAAGAAAGAAAGAAAGAAAAAUUAGCAGAGACUGACUUAUGAUUGUCUGGUAAAAUAUAUUUCCAUAGCUUAGAUACCAGUUUAAAAAAAAAAAAAAAAAGCAGCAGGCAGAGUGGUGCAUGCUUGUAACCCCAGCAUUUGAGAGGAUGAGACAGAAGGAUCACUGUAAGUUAAAGGUCAGCUUUGGUUACAGUAGAAUCUUAAACAUUAACAACAAAACCUCUGAAAUGGCCAGGCAUGGUGGUGGUGGCUUCUCGUCCCUGCACUUGGGCAGAGUCAGACAGGCCUUUGGGCCUUUAACUAACCUGAUCCUCAUAGUGAGUUCCAGGUGAGCCAAGGUUACUCAGAACAGGGAAGAGAAAAAAUAAAAAGAUGAAAAACCGAGGACGCAGCUCAGUGGUAGGGAUGGCACUAAGUGUGCAAGGAGCCUUGGGCUGUACAUACACAACAGAACGAGGAUAGGAGUGCAAAGGAAAAACAGUUGACAUCAGAUUGUUAAAUGCUGGAAAGAAAAUUUACUUAUGUGGGAGUGUGUGUAAAACCCACACCCUCCAGGCUGUGCUUACAGAAAGAGGCUGCUGAGCUCUGAAACUCUGGUCUUGAGAUGGAAACUAUACAUUGGCUGGAUGUUAUGAAACUGCAAUAAGGAGAGCCGUGGCUGUCCUAACUAACAUGUUGCUUCCAAACAUCUGUUUAUAUGAAGUCAAGCUCAAACUCUCUAAAUUGCGUAAAUUUGGCUGACUUGUCUGUGUCACACAGGACACUGGUACUUUCUGUAGCAUCUACCCUGUCAGAAGGAAAGGAGUAUGGCAGACAGAAGCCAGACUGCUGCUGUGUAGAUUUGCUGCUGUCUGAUUCUGCUGGAGUGAAUUGCUGCUGCUGUUAGUAUGGCUGGGAGAGCUCUGCGCUUUCAGGACAGGCGACAAAGGGAGCUGUCCCACUGCCUCAGAACAAGGAGCCACACAUGCAGGCCCAUGCUGACCUCCCCUCUCUAACUCUGCACAACCUGUCUGUUCAGACACUUGCAAAGAUUUCUAGUGCUGGGUUGUUGGUUUUGAGAUGGCGUUUGGGGCAGGUCUCUUUAGUGUGAAGUUUCAGGGUUUUGUUUAUUUGUAUAGCUGGACAUGUUACUUAUGCCUAUAAUCUCAGGACUCAGGAGCUACAGCAGGAGGAGUGACAUGAGUGUGAGGCCAGCCUGAACUACAGUGUGAGAACCUGUCUCAAAAACAAGACAGCUGGGCACUGUUGCUCAUGUCUGUAAUCCCCAUUCAGAGGGUCACUGAGGGUCGCUGGGGCUCACAAUCAGACUACGAGGCAACGUAGCACCAUCUCCCUCUAGGAUAGCAUGGACCACAGAGACCUCUCCUACAGAGAAAAGGGCUGAGACCAUAGUCCAGGAGGAGAGCCCUUGCCUCAUUUUAUGAGGUCCUACAUCCAAUCUCCAGGACUGCAAAAACAAGAUAUUAAAAAAUGUUUAAACAGAAUGUGAUAGUACAUGUCUCCAAUCCCAGAACUGAAAGAGGAAGGCAAGAGGUCAAAGGUUGAGGGCCACCCUUGAUUAUUUAUCAAGUCUGAGGCCAGCUUACACCCCGUCUCCCCCAAGGGGCAGAGGACUCCAGAGAACAUGGUUGGGAAGAAGUUAUGUAGAGCUGCUUGCUUUAUUGCAGAUUAGAAAAAAACCAGAGGGACGUGUGCCAAGUACACGCUUGAAUGACUAUUGAGAAUAUGGUUUCCUAAUUAGUGAUCAUGAAGAAAGCAUGCAUUUUAAACAGGGAAAAAGCUUGACACUUAACAUGGUUCUGUUUACCUUGAUUAGUGGAAUAAUUUGUUGCAGUGUUCCAGAGGUCUAGAAUCAUUUUUGGCUCAAAAUAAUCUGCAAACAUAAUUCUCCAAAUAACAUUUAACAAAUAGAAUUGACUAUUAGAGGUUUAUAGGCAGAAAUAACCGUUUUGAAAUUCAUCUUGGCUGCUGACACUUUGGCUAGGUCUGCUUUAUGGGUCUGAACAUCAGGGUUGUUUCUACUGCGUUGACAGUGGAGGAGGUGUGUAUGGCUAAGGAUGGAGCUGUGUCUGCUGUGGAUCCUUCUGUUCCUGUUUACAGAGCUCUUGAGGAACCCUGAGAUGAGCUGCUAGCAAUAAGCUAUUGUGUGUGGUGUUUCAGAGCCUUAGCUAACUAGAGGGAGCAAGUUUCUUUUUAGAUGGGAUUGUUUACAUUCUUAGAGCAUAUGUUGACUUUCAUUCCCUCCCUUCUUUUAAGGGACUAGAUAUUAGCCCUGCAGAGGAGAACCACAGCUUGCCUCCUGGUUACCUUGGGUCUUCACUGUGGGGACAGGCUCUGUCCUCCUGCGCCUCUCUUCUGAGCAGAGCUGCUUUCCAUCUUUAGGGGGACCAGUUUCAUUAUUCCAAGUCACUUUGAACAUGAGAUCUCUGAGAUAGGGAAGGAGAGACGCAGUGUUUGAAAGAGGCUGACAGGAAGGCCCUCCCGUUUACUUGGAAUAGACCGCCUAUCAUGUCAAAAAGGAAGUAGGCUUUGUUCUCCAGUCAAACUACCAUGAGUACAAGACGGUGUGGGAGAGGAUGCUUUCAGUUAGUUUGAAAUGAAGUACUGAAUAGCCAAGCAUGGGGCACGUGUGUGAAAUCCCAGCACUGAGGAGGCUGAAGCAAGAGGAUCAAGAGUUAGAGGCCACACUGGGCCACGUGUCCACACUGUCUCAAAAACAAGGAAAAGAUGGGGCUGGAGAAAUGGCUCAGUGACCAAGAACACUUACUGUAUACACAAGCUUGAAGGCCCAGAUUCAGAUCCCAGCACCCACUCUAUCAACCCAUGGUGGUGUGGUCCUGGGGCACCUGUAAGCCUAGCCUUCUGGAAGGCAGAGACAGGAGGAUCACUGGGACCUGUUGGCUGCCAGCCUCCCCAAAAAAAGUGAAUUUCAGGUUCAGGGAGAGACCUUGUGUCAAAGGAAUAAGGCAGAAAGUAAUGGAGGGGGCACCAGUCUUCUCUUCUCCCCUCUGCCCAUAGUCUAAACAUGGACACACACAUAUGUCACACACGAAAAUAACUAAGUAGAAAUGAAGUAUUGAAUACACUGAUAACAGUUCAUGACUUCACCUAACCUUCCGGGUCAGCACUUUUCUUUGCUGCUUUUUUAAUUUUAAAGCAGGGCUCCACUCUGUAGUCCAGGCUGGCCUCAGACUCAGAGCAAUCCUUCUGCCUCGGCGCCUUGAGUGCUGGGACUGUAGGUGGGAGCCUCCUCUUCUGGGUCAGUUGAGAAGAUAUGUCUUAGAUCUUCUUGAGUUAAGACAUCUCAGCUUAUCAGGAAAGCUGGACCAGUGAGAAUAAAGCAGCAGAUGAGGGGUUCAGAGCUGGGGCUCAAGCAGAAAGAAUGCCAGGCCCAGGACUCAUCUACAGUAAAGCUACUGCAGGGAUAGUGAUAAAUUCAGGGCUGUAGACUAAUUCAGUUAAUUGUAGACGCUACAUUUGCAUCUUGGUUGUAAGUCUUUACCCACAAAAAAGAAAAAGAAAGUUACAACUUUUGUCUUUCUGACUUGAGGGAAGUUCAUGACAAAUACAUGUGUCUCCGCCCACAGCCCUGCCUCUGUGGGGUCUCAUUGUCAAAAUGCCACAGCAGAGACCUCACGGGCAGCAUCGGAGAAAGCAGCUACUGGGGUGUUUUCUCUGAACUCAGUGCCUUAAAAGAUACUCUUCUCUGUCAAAUGUAUAUUUACUUUUUGUUUUGUUUUGUUUCUAGUCAGGGUCUCACUAUGCAGCUCAGGCUGCCUGGAGCUUGCUCUGUAGACCAGGCUGGUCCUCAAAUUUAUAGAGAUCCCCUUGCCUCCUGAGUGCUAGGACUAAAGGCAUCUGACAGCAGAUAGUUUGCUGGGUGCAUAUUAGCAUAUUUGUGUGUGAAUACAUAAAAUUUUUCUCAGUUUCCUCCUUGAGGUUCAGCUCUGAAGUAUCUGGGAUAACCUGGAAGCUUAUUAAGUAUAUAGAGAGGAUUUCUUUGAAAUCUCUUAAUCCAAAGGGGUACAGUGGGGCUUGGGGUGGUGGGGGAAGCAUUGAAUAAAGAUCAGUGUGGGAGUUGAGCCCAAAAGAAGCUGGCCCGUGCUCUUGGGGAAGCAAGCAGAUAAGUACAAAGACUCCAUUGUCUGCACAGUGACAAGGAUCAAAGUGAGUUGCUGCUCCAUGGCCGAUAGCCUUUUACUCCUGUUGAAGCUACCUUGAUACCUGGAAACCCCUCAGAGCCAGACAUGGUGGCACACACCUUUAACCCCAGCACUUAGAAGGCAAAAACAACUGGAUCUAUGAGUUCCAGGAAAGCCUGGUCUGCAUAGUUCCAGGACAACCUGGUCUACAUAGUAAGUUCCAGGCUAGCCAGGGCUACCCAGUGAGACCCUGUCUCAGAAAAGAAAAGCUCUUAGGUUCCAGACAGGAAAGAAAGCCCAGGUGAGGGGCUAUGGACAGACAGACGCACUGGGCCUCUGCUUUCCCAGCUCAGAGUCUCAUCACAUUGAGAAGUAACUCAUUCUGAGAAAGCUUAUGCCCCUGUCCCCUAACGGCAGCCAUCUCCAAUGCUAGAAUAGCUGAGGCACAUGGCAAACUCUUGUCAGAAGUUUAACAGUGAGCAGAAGUCACUUUUUGUUCCAUUUUAUUGGACUAGCUUGCUGUUCUCAUGAGGACAGAUAACCACUUAGGCCACCAGUAUGCACUUUAAGCUCUGAGCUGCUUUUUCUGUUUUGUUUUCUUCUUUGAGACAUGAUCUCACUCUAGCUCAGGCUGACCUGGAACUCACUAUGUAACAGGCUAGCCUCAGACCCCCAGCAAUCUCAUGCCUUAAACUCCUAUGUACUGGGGUUACAGUGAGCCACCAUGCCAGACUAGGUCUAGCUGUAUUUUCUGUGGUGCCUUACCACUUUCGUCGUAUGCACUCCAUUUCCUGUCACUUUACUUACCAGGAGACCAAAAGCAAGAAGGACAGGAGUUAGAGUUAAAUAGCUUUGAGCCUCUGGUGCUGCCCUUUGAACAGUUUUAGCCCCUCCAGAGCUAGGGGGAAGAAGAUAUUCCUAAACUUUAUAAUAGUAACUUGCCUUGUUGCUAGCAGGGACUUGCGACCCUCCCUGUCGUCCCUGCCCCUCCCCCACUGUUCCGUUUCUGCUUCCCCACCUUCUUAGGAAGGCUUUGCCAGGCACUGGAACAUAGUCCAUCAUCUCUGAUCUCUGGGACCCACCUUUUCUCUCUGUCCUUCCCAAACUCACGUGUUUUGUUCUGAGGUGAUGUUUCUGAGAAUCAAUGAGGUCAUACUCUGUGUUGACGCUUGGUUUCUGGCAUCUUGGGGUGUCAACUGUUACAGUAGCAACACUGCUCCAGCGCUGGCCUUGCCCAGUGGGUCCUGCCAAGGCCAUUUAGAGGCAGAUGCCUGGAGAUUCUUUUCACAGUGUCCUCUUGUUUUUCACAUUGUCUGGCAGCUUUAUGUACAGUCAACUUUCAAGAAAACAAAAGUUUCUUUUUUAUUUAGGAUAAAAUAGUUGGAACCUGGUGAGCAAGCUUGUAUGUACAUGUGUGUGGAUGGCAUUUGUGUACAUAUACCUAUACAGAUUAUAUUAUAUACACAGUUUUGUACUAUCAUUUAAAAUAAAGACGUUUGUUAAUAAAAUGGCA
Molecule: messenger RNA, 8626 nt
Organism: Meriones unguiculatus (Mongolian gerbil)
Lineage: Eukaryota; Metazoa; Chordata; Mammalia; Rodentia; Muridae
Gene: Gabpb2
Product: GA binding protein transcription factor subunit beta 2
Exons: 9
Coding region: 550-1788 (412 amino acids)
Biological process (GO): positive regulation of transcription by RNA polymerase II
Cellular component (GO): nucleus
Molecular function (GO): protein binding; transcription cis-regulatory region binding
Source: RefSeq, a predicted model, not a curated record